This is a messenger RNA of Histoplasma mississippiense, 1011 nucleotides long. RefSeq lists its product with no specific name. The record is from RefSeq and is a predicted model, not a curated record. The coding region runs from base 1 to 1011 and encodes 336 amino acids. Lineage: Eukaryota; Fungi; Ascomycota; Eurotiomycetes; Onygenales; Ajellomycetaceae. Gene Ontology annotation, biological process: dolichol-linked oligosaccharide biosynthetic process. Gene Ontology annotation, cellular component: UDP-N-acetylglucosamine transferase complex. The transcript has 2 exons.
AUGGCUUUGGUGACUCUCGUGUCCAUCGGGCUUACGACAGGUGCCCUGGGUAUUUGGCUGAUUACCUGUUACUUCUAUUAUCGCACAUCCAAUGGUAGCCAUAGCCAUACUGAUGGACCGCCGUCGAGCCGAGAAAAUGCAUCCCGUCAUGCUCACCUUCUCGUCGUUCUGGGCAGCGGCGGGCACACAGCAGAAAUGCUGUCCAUGUUAGCGCGUGCGCCUCUGGAUCCUAAUAUCUUCACCCACCGCACCUAUGUCGUCAGCUCAGGGGACUCAUUCAGCGCUCUCAAAGCUACGGAAUUUGAGAAGGACCUUCUUGAGCAACAUUUGCCUCCUGCUUCUCCUGCUGUUACUGCUGCCACUAGUAAAAGAGGGCCAAUCCCGUCUCCGCCUACAACUCUGCAGAAACGCCGCCGACAGGAGAAGAAGAAGCCUGAAGAAAGGAAGCCUCCAGAUUCGUCUGCCUCUAAAACACUAUCAGAAACACCUUCGUCAUCAUAUACAAUCGUCACCGUUCCUCGCGCAAGAAAGGUACAUCAAUCAUUCUUGACAGCGCCGGUAUCGACCCUUCAUUGCCUGUGGGCCUGUAUAAAUGUUCUCCGAGGCACACAUCCCGAUCAACAACCGCAGAAGGGUCAUGAUAUAUCCUCUCCAUUGCCAGCUCUAACCUCAACGGGGCUAACCCCACCAACAACACCCUAUCCAGACAUAAUCCUGACAAAUGGCCCUGCCACCGCCGUCUGCGUCAUCCUGGCUGCAAGGAUCCUACGUGCCGUCGCCUCCAUUUCCAUAUUCCUCCUCUGUAACUCCUUCCGACAAAAACCGUCACAACAAUCGCAGUCCUUUCCCAGGCCCCAGGAAAGAUAUCUACGCACCGUAUUCGUCGAAUCAUGGGCACGCGUCACUACGCUUAGUUUAUCAGGGAAGAUAGUGCUGCCGCUUGUGGAUCGGUUUUUAGUGCAAUGGGACGGGCUGGCAGGGCGUUCGAGCUGGCUCGGUGGGGAAGACUGA